Panonychus citri (citrus red mite) is the source of this 595-nucleotide messenger RNA. Its product is annotated as DNA-directed RNA polymerase II subunit GRINL1A-like. Gene Ontology annotation, biological process: transcription elongation by RNA polymerase II. The coding region runs from base 180 to 581 and encodes 133 amino acids. The record is from RefSeq and is a predicted model, not a curated record. Lineage: Eukaryota; Metazoa; Arthropoda; Arachnida; Trombidiformes; Tetranychidae. Gene Ontology annotation, cellular component: nucleus. Gene Ontology annotation, molecular function: transcription elongation factor activity. The transcript has 4 exons.
GGGAAAUUGACAUUAACUGUUUUGUUUUCAUUUUCCUCUAAAUUUUUAAUUUAAUUGUCCUGUUUUCGUGAAAAUUUAAUGUUUUACUCGCAAUUAAUUGUCAUUUUCAUCUUUAACCUCUUCAAUCUUUUAAAUUGCGGUUUCUAUUUCUGUCCACAGUGGUUUGAUUUACUGUUAAAAUGUAUGGAUAUUUAACUAAACCGGGGAUAACAUUCAAUGAUACAAAGACAAGUGAUCUAAGUAAAUUGUCAAUAAUUGAACUCAAAGAUAUCUUGGAGAGACAGGAUAAGCUUUUGAGUAACGGAAAAUUCAUCAACUCUCUUCCGGAUAAAGGAAAGAAAAUCAAAGAUUAUCAACAAAAAGUUCUAGAAAAACUGAAAUCAAAGGAGCUCGUUGAACAGACAACCUCAAUUCUUGCCAAGCUAAACCUUAACCAAAAGGUUGAUCUUCAACAUCCUAUGGCCUCUGGUUCCGGAAUUGUUACAAAAUCUAAUGUCGAUCCUUAUGCUCAAGUCUUAAGUCAAGCUCUUGAUGAGACAUUACCCAAAUCCAAAGUGACCAAAUUUAUGCCAAAAAAGUAAAGAUGAACUUAAAA